GUUCAGAUGUAUCGGUUAGCUUCACUGUUCUCCUCCGGUGCAUCCCUGAAUUUCUCCAAUGUGCCACUUCCACCAGCCGCAGAAACAGAGGAUGCGGAGGCAUGAUUCACGUUAACGGCACUCGUUGAUAUGAGGAGGAAGAGAUAAAAUAACGAGCUGUUAAAGAUAAGAAAUAUGAAAGUAGAGUGAGGAUGUUUGCUGUUGACUGAAGUCCACUCCAAGAAACAAAAUGAAGAGGAGGUUGCUUCGUGGUUUCCUGUCGGAAGUCUCCGUCCGGAUUGUGCUGCUUCUCGUGUUCCUUGUGACGGAGCAGCUUCCUCCUUUUUACCGUGAGAUCCAGCCAGAGGAGAUGUGGCUGUAUAAAUUCCAUCGUGUGGAGAGAGACCACGUACCCACCUCUCUUAUGUUUAGUGUGGCAGUUUUCACCCCACUGAUUGUAAUCCUGGUUUUCACCUUCCUGAAUAAGUCCGAGCGAGGAGAUCUGAAGGAGGCCUCGCUGGCUGUGACUUUGACUCUGGUGCUCAACGGAGUUUUCACCAACAUCAUCAAACUUGUAGUUGGCAGGCCUCGGCCAGACUUCUUCUAUCGCUGUUUCCCAGACGGUCAGAUGAACCUGGAGUGGCGCUGCAGCGGUGACCCAGAUGUGGUCAUGCAGGGCAGGAAGAGCUUUCCCAGCGGCCAUUCUUCCUUUGCCUUUGCAGGUCUGGGUUUCACCGCGCUGUACGUGGCAGGAAAGCUGCGCUGCUUCACUGCGGCGGGCCAAGGCAGAGCGUGGCGGCUGUGUGCCUUCCUCACACCUCUACUCUUCGCCACGGUGAUCGCCCUCUCCAGAACCUGCGACUACAAACACCACUGGCAAGACGUGUUGGUGGGCUCCCUGCUGGGCCUCUCCUUCUCCUGGCUGUGCUACAGACAGCACUACCCCCCCCUCCAGGACGCUGACUGCUACAGACCCCUGCGCCACAGAGAGACUGUUCCCACCGCACAGGAGCGCAAGCUGGCCAACUCCACCUACAUCCUGCCCCUAAAGGUCUCUGGCUUUCAUCCCUUUCCUCUGCCAGUCUGAAGUGUGAGUGUUCACCAGAGGUGGAGAGAAGUGGUGAUGUGGGGUCUGUUGUUGGAGUGGCGGUGAAAGCAGGCAUUUCUGAUGAGCCUAAAUGAGGUCAGACUGUAACCUCUCCAGGUGAUGGUGCUAUAGCCUCCAGUGCUCCUGCUGGUCAGGCUUUCUAUCCUGUUUUUAUUGGCACCUAAAGUUUUCUGCUAGUUUUCUUUAACCAUGUAUGUUAUGCUUACUUUUAUGUGGUGUUUCUGUUGUAUCUAUCAAUGUAUUUGUAAGGUUGGUUUUCAAUUGGAAAUUCAUCAAAAUGUAAUGUAGAUUAUGACAACAUGAGAAACAACCACACCUCUUUAUGUUUCUGUUUUAGUGUGAAAAGCAGCCAAAGGUUUUGCAGGGUCAAAGCCCUUCGUCGCUGUAAAUCCAGAUUGAAGCAUCGGGAUCACAGUGGUCUCAGACCAGACUUGGCAGAAAAAAAGUGAUGAAUUUGUGCCUUUGUUUACUAAAUUAUUUUGCUACGGGGAAUGAAGUAUAUACUGCAUGUAUCAGUGUAUGCUCUCUGUCAUGUUGGGGACACAACUUUGUUUUAAAUAUGUGUUUGUUAUUGUUUAACAGCGUACAGGAGUCAGUUGGGAAGACACUUUAUGAUGUUUAAAUGUGGCAUGCUGCCUUUCUUUACCUCAAAAAAACCUUUUAAGUUAUUUCCACAAAGUGUUGAUGGAAUGAAAUGUGAAGUAUUCUGGUUGGAAAAUGUCAAAAAUACAAGAGAGUAGCCAAGAGAAAGAAAAACCUCAUUUUUUGCAAACAUUUUAGAUGAUAAUAUCUUUAAUUACUUGGUCAAUCUAGCAGGUGGUUAUGAGAUGAUGUACAGGACUAAGUCUAUUUAAUUUUUGGGCAUGCAGGAGUUUACUUGAAUUUUCAAUCUGCACUUAAUGUUAUUUCAUGAGAGUAUGAAUCAUAUCUGUGGGCCUAUUGCUCUAAGGGAUCUUUCAGACAAAAUAAAUGUUCAUUCAACUUUGCUGAAUUUUGAUGAAUUCCUGCAUGUUUUACAGUUGAGGAGCAACAUUUACCUUCAUUACUUACUUCCAGAUCGCCACAUUUCCAUCUGUUUCUACAAAUGUACUUACUUUUUGGUUUUUGUUUACUUUAUCAGGUUGUUGACUAUGUCCUUUAGAUCUUCUGUCAUGAUAAGGGAUGAUGCUAAAACUUGCUCAUCAUAAUUUGCCUUGGCUUUCAACUCGUACGGCUCGUGCUCAUGCUGAUACAGUAUCCUGAUUGUACAUGUCGUGAUGCUUUUAAUGACUCUUUUGGUGACACUAAAUAAUGUUUUAAAUACUCUUGCAACACA
This is a messenger RNA of Gymnodraco acuticeps, 2402 nucleotides long. RefSeq names its product phospholipid phosphatase 5 (gene plpp5). Gene Ontology annotation, molecular function: phosphatidate phosphatase activity. The transcript is spliced from 9 exons. Bases 230 to 1066 code for a protein of 278 amino acids. The record is from RefSeq and is a predicted model, not a curated record. Gene Ontology annotation, biological process: phospholipid metabolic process. Lineage: Eukaryota; Metazoa; Chordata; Actinopteri; Perciformes; Bathydraconidae.